UCCCUUGUAUUGCAACGAAACUCUGACUAAAUGUUUCGCUUCACCUUUCCAGGUGGAGGUAGAACUUUUAAAAAGCUUUUCGUCCUUGUUGCUAUUUAGCAGGAGAAAAGAAAGGGCUUCAACUAGAAAGCAGUUGUUUUGUCACACAGCGACGUGUUUGUGUUGGAUUUUCUCACGUCCAAAUGCAUUAACCAUAUCGUCCUGGAGUGACGUUAAUUGUUGGCUUUCGCCGGCUAGAACUAUAACAUGUCAAGCACGAAACCGACGGCUGGUGUUAAAACGACAAACAGUAACCGUUUAAGGUGCGAUGUGUAGAACGGGAAGCAAGAAAAAGCUAAAUAAACCCAGCGGACAGCUUUGUGGUGGGAACAAAACAAUAAGAAAAGUGCUUAAGAAACAGUUUUGUUAUGCGAAUUGCAUACUUUCAGGCAAAGUUAUAAUUUACCUGUCAACACAAAAAGGGGCUCAACGGGGAAAGCACCUUAUUAAAGCAUUGUUAAUAUUCAUUUUUCCAUAUUUUCCUAGCCAGCCGGCUGGGAACAGUGUUCCGAUGAAGGGAGGAAAAAAAGGAUAAUGGAGCUUGACGCUGGAAACCGCCAAUUAUCGAAUAAGGAUACCGUGUACAGGCGGACUUUCGAGACACUAUUCUCUGUCCGUGGAUUCAUGACCAUAAUUCCUUUCGCUCCCCUUAACACUCGGAAAGGUACCUAAUUGGUCGGUAUCCCUUGUGGUGGGAACCAUUUUUGAUAUCAAAUGGGGUCGGUGGGUUGUUGUUUUUUUGUGCCACAGACGUCCAACAGGACACGAAUGCAGCAAACAGCAAUAUCCCUUGUACAUGAGCGCUCGAGAGAAGGUUUAAUUCCUGCUUUCAUCUAAUUCAUUAGCGUGAAACAUGGGCGAGAAAAAUGGAAACAUACAUUUUCCACCUAGACACAAGAGUUUAAACGAUGCUCCUGAGAGGUCCGGUCAGGGCCGUGUCUCGAGUGUGGUUCGCGUUUUUAAAACGGUGAUGCAUUUUUCAUUUCUCCCGUAUUACGUGCGCGGAUACGUGGAAGAGGUUUGGGGAUAGGAAAUUUGGUUUAAAAGCAGUCCUCACGAACACUUUCGGCAUCAUUCCCUAAGUGGUUUUUAAUAACUUCAUUUCAGUUCCGGGGUUUUUGCAGCGAGCCUGGAUUUUCCUGGAUCCAAAUUUUGACCAACGCCGUUUUAGGGAAAAAUGAAAAUCCUUGACUGUCCGCUGCUGUCGGUGAAUGUGCGCGUUUGGCACUUCUGGUCGUUUGUGCUGGUGCACAACUGGAGACGCUACAUCAGCAUCAUUCCCGUAACGCUGCUGAACGUGUUCAUGUUUGCCGAUCUGUAUCGGGCCUGGGGCAACAUCGAGGAAGUCAUUAUUAAUGCUUAUUUUGCGGUGCUCUAUUUCAACGCGGUGCUGCGAACGCUUAUAUUGGUGUACAAUCGAGAUAAGUAUGAAUCUUUUCUAGCAGGUGCUGCUGGGGUGUAUGGGGAAAUAUGCGCUCUCAAUGAUGAAGUGAUCACCAAGCUUGUCGCAACCUACACGAAACGAGCCCGCUAUCUGUCUAUUUCUAACCUGAUACUUGGAGCUGUCAUUAGUAGCUGCUUUGUGAUCUACCCAUUGUUUACCGGUCAACGAGGGUUACCGUACGGCAUGUUCAUACCAGGCGUAAACAACUUUAAUUCUCCGCAGUAUGAAAUAAUUUACCUCACCCAGAUGGUGCUCACCUUUCCCGGAUGUUGCAUGUACAUUCCUUACACAAGCUUCUUUGCAUCGAGCACACUGUUUGGGCUGGUGCAGAUAAAAACAUUGCAACAUCAGCUAAGAAAUUUCCGUUCGGAAAAUCUUGCCGAGAAGACAAAGGGUCUGAAUCGAAAAUUACAGAAGCUCAUCGAAGAUCAUAAGCGCAUAAUUCGAUAUGUUCAAGACCUGAACGAUCUGGUGACAUACAUUUGUUUGAUAGAGUUCCUUUCGUUUGGAUUAAUGCUGUGUGCUUUACUCUUCCUGUUAAACAUUAUAAGUGUGAUGGCGCAAAUCGUUAUUGUCGGUGCGUACAUAUUCAUGAUCCUCACGCAAAUAUUCGCCUUCUACUGGCAUUCGAACGAGGUGCGUGAGGAAAGCAUGGCUAUUGCAGAAGCGGCCUACAGUGGACCAUGGGUAAAUGUGAACGAUGCUAUAAAAAAGAAAUUACUUCUCAUUACGCUUCGUGCUCAGCGACCACUUGAGAUAACCGUUGGCAACGUUUAUCCGAUGACGCUGGAAAUGUUUCAAUCACUGCUGAAUGCCUCCUACUCGUACUUUACACUACUGAGAAGAGUGUACAAUUAAAUAGAUGAUGACACGAGACAACCCUCGGAAGUGGCAACAAACACACAUACACACCUUAGCCUUUAAUGCUUUCUUCAGCUCUUAAACC
This is a messenger RNA of Anopheles funestus (African malaria mosquito), 2429 nucleotides long. RefSeq names its product odorant receptor Or2-like. NCBI's taxonomy places the organism in Eukaryota, Metazoa, Arthropoda, Insecta, Diptera, Culicidae. Gene Ontology annotation, biological process: detection of chemical stimulus involved in sensory perception of smell; sensory perception of smell. Gene Ontology annotation, cellular component: plasma membrane. Bases 1217 to 2341 code for a protein of 374 amino acids. Gene Ontology annotation, molecular function: odorant binding; olfactory receptor activity. The transcript is spliced from 6 exons. The record is from RefSeq and is a predicted model, not a curated record.